AUUUGUAGUUGUUCAGAAUUAAAAAGAGAGGAACAUUUGUUACACCCCUCAAAGAGUGAUAUAUGGAGGUGAUUUGUGGUUUUGGAGAGGUUACUUUAUAACGUGUUUAGCAAGUUUGUCUUGACAAUUAGAUUACUCGAUAUAGAAACCCUUUUUGUUAUGAGACUCUUGCUUUCAGGAUACUCAUUAUUGCUCGCUACCUAGGCCUUUCAGUUCUCACCAUUGUAUCCAUUUCUCACAAACAUACCUUCUUGCCUCGUGGUGUUUGGCUUUGCAGUCUAUUCUCACAAGAGGUGUCCAUUUUUAUACAUGAAACUCCUAAACAUAUCUUUACAUCAACAAAGUCUUAUGAUGAGCCAGUAAAAACACGAAUGAACCACCACAUACUCACACACAUUGUAUUUCCCCUCUUAAUAACUCACAACUACACUGUUAAAUUAAGUCUGAUCUCUUAAUAAAUCCACUAAUAAAUCCCUAGAAAGUAAAUUAUCUAAGUAUUUUGUCGAUUUCGAAAAAUAGGGAUUUCAUAUUAAUGUUUUACUACUUUUUUUUCUUCAUACCGAGUAUUAUUUUCAACAAAGGCAUUUCAACGUUUUAUCUAUUUAAAGAUGACAAAUCUUGUGAAGAUUUUCCUAUUGAAAAAAUUAUCUUCCUCGCCAAUGAGACCGCGCGUGAACUUGCACGCUCGCACAUAUUCUCUUUCGCAAUAAACACCUACAAGUUACGAUUGCUUUGGCUUUAACUACCAUUAUACUCUCAAUGCCUCAUAGAUAUUUUUCUGUUUAUAUGACAACUCAUUUGAUAACACUAUGAUUCUCUAAUUUUCAUAUACAUCCAAGAAUUAAGAGCUAGAGAGCGUUGGUUUUUGACUAUUCUUAGCUUAAGGUUUAUUGUGUGAAGAGAUCUUCAGAUUUUAUUAACACACAACCUCUGACACGUUUUGCUCAUAAUCUCAGUCUUUUAAAAACAAAAUGUAUCUCUUCUUCAGUUUCCACUCCCCCAGAAUCUAUAUAAGAACCCCCUUCACAACACCAAAGAUCACAACAACUAAACCUAGUAGAGCUUUUGAGGGAAAUGGAUAAGUUGAGUGUUAUCGUUAAGGGAGACCAUCAAGUGAAUGAAGAGAAGCCUCCACCACGAGUGUGUCCAAGGUGUAGCUCAGACAACACCAAGUUCUGUUACUACAACAACUACAGUGUGUCUCAACCUCGCUACAACUGCAGGAACUGUCGCCGAUUCUGGACCCAUGGUGGAGCUUUAAGGGACAUACCAAUUGGUGGAAGGGCCCGUAAAAUCAAGCGUACAAGUAUAGAUCAGCCAUCUGUUUCUCAGGUGACUUCUGUUAUCCAACAGGUUAAUCAUCACCAACCUUUCUCACAUGUUCGAGAAACCAACGAGUUUCUUGAACCAUUUUGUGGUUCUUCUUCUUCUGUUGCUGUUGGGAACCAUUUCAGUUCUUUGCCUGAAAUUCAUGGUGAUAUGGUGUUUCCAAUUCAAACUAUUCCACCAAUGGAUCGCUUUGAUCUCUUUGAUGGAUCGUUUAACCAAGGUUAUUACGGUGUUGGAUUCAAUGAUAUGGUUGGUAAUCCUUUGAUGAACCAAUCAAUCGGUGGACAUGUUGAUAACUAUAACAGUUAUCGCGUGAACCAAGAGAAUCCAAACAAGCGAAACCAGAGCUUCAACAACAGCAUGAACAUGAAUCAUAAUGCCAGCACUAGUGGAAGCAGAGGAUAUCCAGGCAUUGAUCACAUGACCAACAACAACAACAAAGACAGGAACAAGUGUGUGUUUAGUUCCUCCUAUCAUUUGGAGAAGUAUGGUCCUUGAAUCAUAACCGUUUUACCCGUUAUCUCUUUUUAUUAAGCUAAUAAUGGUUCAGUUUUUC
This is a messenger RNA of Brassica rapa (field mustard), 1885 nucleotides long. RefSeq names its product dof zinc finger protein DOF4.4. Gene Ontology annotation, molecular function: DNA binding; DNA-binding transcription factor activity. Gene Ontology annotation, biological process: regulation of DNA-templated transcription. The record is from RefSeq and is a predicted model, not a curated record. NCBI's taxonomy places the organism in Eukaryota, Viridiplantae, Streptophyta, Magnoliopsida, Brassicales, Brassicaceae.